This is a messenger RNA of Hibiscus syriacus, 618 nucleotides long. RefSeq lists its product as uncharacterized. The transcript has a single exon. Bases 1 to 618 code for a protein of 205 amino acids. NCBI's taxonomy places the organism in Eukaryota, Viridiplantae, Streptophyta, Magnoliopsida, Malvales, Malvaceae. The record is from RefSeq and is a predicted model, not a curated record.
AUGCUUUUCAACUUGGCUGUUGAGUUGUUGCAUUUGUUGUUAACUAAAGCAGUGGAUUUGGGACUGUUUUUGGGGUUUGAUUUAGGAGUGCAUGACAGAGCAUUCAAACUGUCACAUCUUCAAUUUGCGGAUGAUCUUAUAAUUUUCAGUAAAGGCUCUAUUCGUGAGUUGAGGAAUGUUAGAAGAGUGUUACUCAUUUAUGAGCUUCCAGUGGGGUUGAAGUUAAAUCUAGGCAAAAGAAGGAUUUUUGGAGUAAAUGUUGAACAUGAGGAGUUAGCUACUUGGGCAGACGUUAUUGGUUGUUCGGUUGGAUAUCUUCCAUCGAAAUAUUUAGGACUGUCUUUGGGGUACAAGAGGAAUUCGGCUGCUAUGUGGGAUCCUAUAGUGGAGAGAUUUCAUACUAAAUUGAGUGGCUGGAUAGCUAAAUCGUUGUCGAUAGCGGGAAGGGUGGUAUUGGUCAAAUCGGUGAUUUGCUCUCUACCCGUCUAUUUUCUUUCUAUGUUCAGAAUUCCAGCUUCUGUGCUACUUAAACUUAACUCUAUCAUGGCUUCAUUUCUGUGGGGGGGUUCGGUUGACAAGAAAAAAAAUCCAUUGGGUCAAUUGGAAGUCGGUUUCUAA